GGGGAGGGGAGGGAAGGGCGGGGCUUGCAGAGCGCAGGCCGGGCCCGCUGCCCCCAGCCGCCGCAGCACGGACGCCCACCUGGUGCCAGGUGCCCACCCGCCAUCUUCUCCUGGACCCCCAGCGUCCUCCGCCCGCGGCUGCCCGGCGCCGCGGAAGCGUAACGGAGCGGGGCUCGGCUCACCACGGUGGGGCUUGCUCGUAGUAGCCGAUCCGCACGGAAAGGCCCUGACGUGUUGCCAUGGCCGAGGGAGCCACAGCGGCGGAGGCGUGCUUCAGCGAGGAUGAUUUUUACUGUCCCGUUUGCCAGGAGGUGUUCAAAACGCCCGUGAGGACCGCGAACUGCCAGCACGUGUUUUGCAGGAAGUGCUUCUUGACAGCUAUCAGAGAAAGUGGAACACAUUGUCCUCUCUGCCGGGGGAGCGUGACUAAAAAAGAAAGAACAUAUCCCAAAAGGGCUCUAGAUGUUGAAAACAGUAUGAAGAAAGCUUCUGGGGGCUGUAGAUGCUGUGAGAAGCAGGUUAGAUUUUCAUGGAUGAGACAGCAUUAUAAAACGUGUAAGAAGUAUCAGGAUGAAUAUGGUGUUUCUUCUAUUAUUCCAAACUUACAGAUUUCUCAAGAUUCUACAGGGAACAGUAGCAGGAGUGAUGCAAUAUCUGAUAAUGGUGAGAUGGCUAAUAAUCAAGUGCUUCAAGGAGAAACAAGUGGACACCCAACCUUCAAAUGCCCCCUGUGUCAGGAAGCCAAUUUUACCAGACAGCGCUUGCUGGAUCACUGUAAUAAUAGACAUCUUUAUCAGAUAGUUCCUGUAAUCUGUCCUAUUUGUGUAUCUCUUCCUUGGGCAGAUACUAACCAGGUGACUAGAAAUCUCGUUAGCCAUCUAAAUCUAAGACACCGGUUUGACUACGGAGAAUUUGUGAGCUUUUAGUUAGGACACUGGUGGACUCUAUCGGCAGAUCAAAAUGGAAAAGACGUCCUUGACUUCACAGUUCCCUAACCAUGUCAAGGAAGGACAUGCAAUACUUCGGCUGCUGUAUGUCCUGGUAACUGUAAAAUAAAGAAAUAAUCCAAGACUGCUAUUCUUUUUGUACAUCUGAAAAUGUACACCGUCUAUUCAAAUAGAUUGUUCUAUCCUUUAUUAAUUAAUAUCCAGGAAUGGUCAGUUAUUUAUUACUGUAGGUCUUGGUCUUAGAAGUACGAUAUGACUGUAGUGCUUUCUAUCUUCAAAGAAAAAUGCAAGCAAUUGCACAGCAAAACCCUGA
Molecule: messenger RNA, 1260 nt
Organism: Neopsephotus bourkii (Bourke's parrot)
Lineage: Eukaryota; Metazoa; Chordata; Aves; Psittaciformes; Psittacidae
Gene: RNF138
Product: ring finger protein 138
Exons: 7
Coding region: 240-926 (228 amino acids)
Source: RefSeq, a predicted model, not a curated record